ACAACUGCCAGAGCCAAACGAAUGUACCCUGCCAAGAAAGAGUCUUCUCCUUCCGCCGCACAUUCAAGCGACCGCCGCUGACCUCCGAUCUCAAUUGUGGCAACAUCGGCUCCAAUACCCACAAGCCCAAGAAAUCAAUGACGCGCUGGGUCUUCACAUUCUGGGUUCUUCAGCUCUGCUUCCUACACCUUGCCGAUGCUACGCACUCGAGCAACGAGACGGAUCGGCUGGCGUUGCUCGAGUUCAAGUCCAAGAUUUCCGACGACCCUUUGGGAGUUUUGAGCUCGUGGAAUGAUUCCGCUCAUUUUUGUCUUUGGGGCGGCGUGUCCUGUUCCAUACGGUACUCCCGAGUCACGGUCCUGGAUCUGAAUUCCAGUAGGCUCUCUGGCUCCAUUUCUCCACACAUCGGCAAUCUCACCUUCCUGAAGAAGCUCGAUCUCAGCAACAACACAUUCCACGACGCAAUCCCGCCCGAAAUUGGCCGGCUACGUAGAUUGCGGACUCUGUUUCUAUACAACAACUCGUUGGGCGGCGAGAUUCCGUCCAACAUCUCGGGAUGCUCUGCUCUGGCCGAGGUCCAUGUCAGAAAUAACAAACUGGUGGGAAGCCUACCUCGGCAGCUCGGCUUCUUGUAUGGGCUUCAAUUCUUUCACGCAGGAGGAAACCGUCUAACAGGGAGCAUCCUUCCUUCUUUCGGCAACUUGACAUCUAUCCGGAUCCUAGCAUUAGGCGAUAACCAAUUGAGUGGAAGAGUUCCUGAGGCUCUAGGACAAUUGAAGAAGAGCCUUGAGGAACUGCUGCUGCAUCGUAAUUACUUAAAUGGUGAAGUUCCCGCUUCCAUCUUCAAUCUUACUUCUCUUACAGUUCUCUCCUUGGGAGAGAAUAGACUCCAAGGAAACCUUCCAUGGAAUCUAGGAACAUUACUUCCGAAUCUUGAGAAUUUUUACGUGCCCUUUAACCAACUCACGGGUAGUCUUCCACCUUCUUUGUCCAAUGCCUCGAAUAUGGUCCAACUUCAACUGCAAGUCAACAAGUUUACAGGGAGUGUGCCUAGUAUGGCUAGCUCUCACAACCUUCUGCGUUUAAACAUUGCCGAAAACUUUCUUGGAAGUGGCAAGGUUAAUGGUGAUGAUUUGGGUUUCCUUUCUACCUUGACAAAUGCAAGAAAAUUGCAAGCCCUGGUCAUCAGCACCAAUAAUUUUGGAGGCAGCCUACCGGAGCAAGUUGGCAACUUGUCAUCCAACCUUGAGAUACUUGUGUUGGAUGACAAUCAAAUAUCAGGAAGCAUCCCAGAGGGCUUACGAAACAUGUUCAACAUGCAGUGGUUUUGGGCAGAUAAGAACAAACUAUCAGGUACAACAAUACUAUCCAUUAUCGGGAACAUGCAAAGCUUAGUGCAGUUGCGUUUGGACAACAACAACAUUGCAGGAUAUAUUCCUUUGUCUAUUGGAAACUUGGAUAAAUUGCUCGUAUUGCGCUUGGCGAAUAACCAUCUAGAAGGAGAAAUUCCUACAUCUAUUCAGAACUGUAGAAGUUUGAUACUUUUGGACUUAUCAAACAACGAUCUAAGUGGUGUGAUUCCCCCACAACUCAUGGGUCUUACUUCCUUAUCAAUGAACUUGAACUUGUCUCAUAAUCAUUUUGUUGGCAGCAUCCCCAUCGAAGUGGAAAAUCUGAAGAACUUGGGUUCAUUGGAUCUAUCCUAUAACAUGUUAUCAAACAACAUUCCAAGUAGCCUUGGUAAAUGUGUCAGCUUGGAGUUUGUGCAAUUGCAAGCUAACCUCCUCAGAGGAACAAUUCCUUCGUCUUUGGAUUCAUUAAGAGGUAUUCGACUAUUUGAUGUUUCAAGCAAUAACUUAUCUGGUCAAUUUCCCAUAUUCUUUGAGCAAAUGAAUUCUCUACAAUUAUUGAAUUUGUCUUAUAACAAGUUUGAGGGUGAAGUGCCAGCGACGGGAGUUUUGAAUAAUAGCAGAAUCAUUUCAGUCAUUGGAAAUGUCAAUCUUUGUGGGGGAUUCGCUGAACUUAACCUUCCACAUUGUAGUUUCAGACAACCAAAGAAGAGAUUGAGCUAUAAGUGGAAAGUUUUUAUAUCAACCAUCUGUAGUAUCGUGCUCUUGUUCUUUCUUGGGACUUGCUUGCUUGUCUUUUGGAUGAAAAGGAAAGGUAAACUACAUGUAGUUUCCAGUGACGAUGAUUUCGACACUCGAGUAUCUUACCAAAGUCUCCAUAAAGCUACAAACGGUUUCUCCACAACAAAUCUUAUUGGUGUAGGCAGCUUUGGUUCCGUGUACAAGGGAGUUGUUAACAUUAAUGGAAAAGAGACCACAAUAGCUGCCAAGGUAUUCAACCUUCAGCGUCGUGGAGCUUCCAAGAGUUUCAUGGCAGAAUGUGAAGCAUUAAAGAAUAUCAGACACAGAAAUCUUGUGAGGAUAUUGACAGUAUGUUCAGGUGUUGAUUAUCAAGGGAAUGAUUUCAAGGCUCUAGUCUAUGAGUUUGUGGUUAAUGGAAGUUUGGAAAAUUGGUUGCAUCCAGUGGAAAGUGUUGAUGACCCUCCAAGGACUUUAACAUUCCGUCAACGGGUGACCAUUGCAAUUAAUGUUGCUUCUGCACUAGAUUAUAUUCAUAACCUCUAUGAAACGCCUAUUGUUCAUUGUGAUAUUAAACCCGACAAUGUUCUCCUCGAUGAGCAUAUGGUUGCUCAUGUUGGUGAUUUCGGAUUAGCAAGGUUUCUUGAAUCAUCAAUUGAGAAUCUCUCUUCUGGUGGCGAGAAAUCUAGCUCCAUUGGCAUAAAAGGGACUGUGGGCUAUGCGCCUCCAGAAUAUGGCAUGGGAAAUGAAAUUUCAGUUGAAGGCGAUAUGUACAGUUACGGGAUCCUCCUACUUGAGAUGUUCACAAGAAGAAGGCCAAUUAAUGAAUCUUUAAAAGACAGUUUAAACCUCCAUAAUUUUGUGAAUGCUGCUUUAUUAGGACAAGGAUCAACACUUGCAGAAGUUGUGGAUCCAACUCUACUCAAUGAGCUACUACUUGGUCGAAUCUCGGAGAAAGCUCUAAUUUGCAUGCUUGAAAUUGGUGUUGCUUGUUCUUUCGACUCUCCGCAAGAGAGAAUAAGUAUCAGUGAAGUUUUGUCAAGGCUAAACAAGCCACUUGUUUGAUGGAAUUGCUCAAAUUCUAAACUUAAAGGUGUUCAACUUGCAACUCUUAUCUGCAUCUUUGGUCUUUGAGUCUUAUAUUUGGUAAUUGAUGUUAUUUUGCUAAUGGAAACUAUUCACUGUACAUGGCAGCACUUAUGUGAGUUGUAUUUGGGCAAUAAAAUUAUUUCUGGGUCUAUAUAUAUAGACAAUUGUAUUAAAAUGUCAAAUAAUUACAAGUAAGACCCACUUAAUAGAGUGGUUUCCAAAUAAUUUUUACCUGUAAGUAUUUGAGUUGCAUAAUUUUCUUACAUACAAAGAUACAUUGCAAGUAUUAAGGAAAGAUAAUAAGUUUAUUUAAUUAAUUACAGUAUUGCAC
This is a messenger RNA of Linum trigynum, 3507 nucleotides long. Lineage: Eukaryota; Viridiplantae; Streptophyta; Magnoliopsida; Malpighiales; Linaceae. The record is from the annotation of a GenBank genome assembly.